AUGUCGAACCAAACUCAACAAACAGACUUUGUUCCAAGACUAAAAAUAUUCACUUUAAAAAAUUUUAUUAUUUUUAAAUAAAAAAUAUAUACAUAAUCAUAAAUAUAAUUCAUAAAUCAUGCUGAAAUAUGAUAUCACAACUUAUUAUUGUGCACACUUACAUAAGGUAUAUUAUUUUUUUUUGUUCCAAAAAGAUAUGGUCUACAAUAUUCUCCUCCUUCAAUUACACUUGAAUAUUUUGUGCCUUCCAAAAAGAAACUCUAUCAUCACAAAAUGGAGCUAAGAGAACUUGAUCCAGCCCAUGAUCCUGCUGAUUGGUUGGAUUAUCUAACUAUUUUAUAGGUAAAUCCUAUAAACUGCCUUAUAAGGGCAGGAAAUUGGAGCUGGAAUCUCUCCAGUUGUUGGACCAACUCAGUCUGGUCAAACUAAUUGGAGAGUUGGCAAAGGGACCUCUCUCCAGUUGGUCUGACAACCUCAGCUGGUCCAGCAACUGAAGGAUUUCCAGCUCCAGUAUCCUGCCCUUAUAGGGCAAUUUAUAGGGUUUGCCUAUGUCUAUUUGAACAAACAAUUAUUUAACUGAUUGAUUUAAUUUAAGAUCUCUUAUAUUCUUCAUUAGCAAUAAUUUUGAUAAUCAAUAGAGUGCGUUGAUAUCAAUUUUUCUGAUAAGGGUUAAUUAAAUAUUACAAAUAAGCUAUAAAUUUUAAAUGUACUUAUUAGAAUAAUUUGCAUAUGCAUGGUAUGCUAAAUAGGCAAUAGUAUUUCUCCUAAGCAAGCAAUAAUUGUGCUGGAGCUAUAUAGGAUACCUUUGAAUAAUAUUUGCACAUGAAACUCGUUAUAAAACGGAUGGAGUAAGGCAAAAUCAUGGAUUAUAUAUAGAUCCACGAAUUGUAGAUGAAUCACAGUUAAUUAAUUUAAUUGAACAUCUUCAAAGCCAGAUUUCUUAUGGGGGGAUUGAUUUUAACAAUCUUUCUCCUGACUCCCUCAAUUAAAUUAGAGCCAUAAAAUCUGUCACAAAAUUUAGCAGAAUAAUUUUUAUUUUAAAAAAACUUUACAAAAAAAGUUACGAUCUGAAAUAUAUAUUUAAUGUAUUUUAUGGAGAUUUCAUUCAUAAAAUUAAUCAAUUCAGGGUACCAAAUUCUUAUAGAUUAUCCUGCCUUAAUUACCUCCAUAUAAUAGAUCAAAACUCUGUUUAGAUAACUUAUUAAUUCAUAUAUAAAUUUCCGUUGAAAAAUUAUUUGCUCUAAUUUAAAGGGGGCUAAUUUACCCAAAAAUGAAAAUUUUAUGGAUAUUUUGCCCCAAUUUAAGGGUGGAGUGAGGAAAUUGAAGAAUAUAAGAGACAAGUUGAUGAAAUGAAUAAUUAUGGUCAGAAUGAAAAUUAUUACUUAUAUGGAAAUCAAGAAGAGUAUUCUGAUGAAGAAGAGGCUAGCGAUUUAGAAAUUGAUUUCGAUUUUAAAUUAAAAUAA
This is a messenger RNA of Blepharisma stoltei, 1463 nucleotides long. NCBI's taxonomy places the organism in Eukaryota, Ciliophora, Heterotrichea, Heterotrichida, Blepharismidae. The record is from the annotation of a GenBank genome assembly.